AUGUUUUAUAGCAGACCGACAGUAGUAAUGGACGUCUUGUAUGGGUAUGGGAUAAGCAGUACGUUAUACCUGCAGACCCAUUAUGGGCAUGCCCAAGGCUGGUUUAUGUUUGUUACUGUGGCAGACAUGCGUACAACCUUUUUAUUCUUUUUUCCCAUCUGGUUCCACCUACAAUCAGCAGUGGGAGUGAAGCUGGUCUGGGCUGCUGUUGUAGGAGACUGGCUCAACUUAGUCCUCAAGUGGUUAAUGUUUAGCAAGCGUCCUUAUUGGUGGGUUAAAGAAACUGUUUAUUAUGGCAACUUGACUCUACCACAAAUUAAACGGUUCCCCAUGACCUGCAAGACUGGCACUGGAAGUCCCUCGGGUCAUGCGAUGGGAGCUGCAGGGGUUUACUACGCCAUGAUCACAUCACUGCUGCCGAUUUUGCAGGGAUGCGACCCCCUAAAAAGAUGGUAA
Molecule: messenger RNA, 456 nt
Organism: Rhinichthys klamathensis goyatoka
Lineage: Eukaryota; Metazoa; Chordata; Actinopteri; Cypriniformes; Leuciscidae
Gene: g6pc1b
Product: glucose-6-phosphatase catalytic subunit 1b
Biological process (GO): glucose 6-phosphate metabolic process; gluconeogenesis
Cellular component (GO): membrane
Molecular function (GO): glucose-6-phosphatase activity
Source: RefSeq, a predicted model, not a curated record